This is a messenger RNA of Amphiprion ocellaris (clown anemonefish), 859 nucleotides long. RefSeq names its product saxitoxin and tetrodotoxin-binding protein 2-like. The transcript is spliced from 6 exons. NCBI's taxonomy places the organism in Eukaryota, Metazoa, Chordata, Actinopteri, Pomacentridae. The record is from RefSeq and is a predicted model, not a curated record. The coding region runs from base 54 to 800 and encodes 248 amino acids.
CUCGGAGCUCACAGCUCACGGCAGGGUGUGUUUGUUUUCAGUCUCACAGCAGGAUGAGCGUGAUGAAGCGAGCGGUGCUGCUGCUGCUGCUGCUGGCGGUCGGAUCCAAUGGAGACCCCACCGUAGACCCCACCGUAGCCCACACCGUAGCCCACACCGUAGCCCACACCGCAGCCCCCACCGCAGACCACACCGCAGCCCCGGACCCCUGCCACGAUCUGAACAACAAAAUCCACCUGAAAGACCUGCACAAGUUGGAGGGUGAGUGGGUUCUGUUCUGGUCUGUUUCCGAUCAUGACGACGGCCACAGCAUGCUGUCCAACCUCAAGAGCUCCCAUGUCGAGAUACACGCUGACAACGAAACCUUCAUCAUGACAGAGAGGAACUUGUACAAGACUGGUCCAAACCGGCGUGAUUAUUUCAUCAACGAGACGCUGGUCCACAAUGCUGACGACCACGACCACCACAACAUCCACUCCGACAACGUCAGGUUGGAGGUUGAUGGACAGCAUGAGGACUACAAUGACACCGCUGAUAUAAUCUUCUAUGAGACCUGCCCCGAAUGCAUGCUGAUGACCUACAACGUGAAAGAAUACCGUUUCCUGCUCAGCUACAGGAAGGAUGGGCACCAUCGGGACCCUGAGAAGGUGAAGACCGUCCACGAUGAUCACAAGCAACAUGCUGAGUGUCUGAAAUUCCCUCAUGACAAACCAUACAGCUACGACGGAGUUGCAGAUUUCGCUCAUAAGAAAUCUGCUCCACCAACGGAGCCACCGGCACCUGAUGCUCACGCGUCCUGAACCAACGAAAAACAAAUCAGAGAAAGACAAAGAAAAUAAAAGCAAAUUCUGAACCCUGA